This is a messenger RNA of Antrostomus carolinensis (chuck-will's-widow), 903 nucleotides long. RefSeq names its product cytidine/uridine monophosphate kinase 1 (gene CMPK1). Gene Ontology annotation, biological process: nucleobase-containing compound metabolic process. The transcript has 4 exons. Lineage: Eukaryota; Metazoa; Chordata; Aves; Caprimulgiformes; Caprimulgidae. Gene Ontology annotation, molecular function: ATP binding; nucleobase-containing compound kinase activity. The coding region runs from base 35 to 400 and encodes 121 amino acids. The record is from RefSeq and is a predicted model, not a curated record.
GGAGAUCAUGAAUUGAAUUCUGUUUUAUCAGGCUAUGGAUCAAACAAUGGCUGGCAAUUCCCAGAAGAACAAGUUCUUGAUCGAUGGAUUUCCCAGGAAUGAAGAUAAUCUUCAAGGCUGGAAUAAGACUAUGGAUGGAAAGGCGGAUGUUUCUUUUGUUCUCUUCUUUGAUUGUGACAAUGAGAUAUGUAUUGGCCGCUGUCUUGAAAGAGGCAAGAGCAGUGGUAGGAGUGAUGAUAAUCGUCAAAGCCUGGAAAAGAGACUUCAUACAUAUCUGCAGUCUACUAAGCCUAUAAUAGACUUGUAUGAGAGAAUGGGAAAAGUCAGAAAAGUGGAUGCCUCUAAAUCUGUUGAUGAAGUUUUUGAAAAAGUUGUACAAAUUUUUGACAAGGAAGGCUAAUUCCCAGCUUGAAAAUUCAUUUAAACUUGUGCUUGAAUCUUGCUUGAAUAGCUGCUACUGCAGUCCACUCUUUGUAAUUGUUUUAAAAGAUUUUUUUAUUGUUUUUCACAUAUCUAAUGAUGAUUGGAAAAGAAGUUAAUUACAAAUGGAUCUGUUUUUUAACUAGGAAAUAAUUUCUUGUGGCUAUAGUAUACAAAUUUCAGGGUUCUCAACUAGUACAAGCUCAGUUACUUACAUGGCAAAACCGCAGUUAAAACAUCUCUCUGAAGAGACUAUUUAUUCUGUCACAGUUAUGUGCCCAUCAUGGGCAGCCCUUCUUAUUCCUUAUUGCCAUACACCUUCUUUAUUUUUUUUAAGGAUCAACUAAACAGCAACAUUAAGCAAUGAGGGACCCAGGUGCCCUUGUUUGUUUUUCGGAUGCUUGGACCAAAUUUAGCAGAUAUUUUUUCGGAGUAUAAUUUUGUCACCAAGUUCCCUGUUAUCUCCAAACCUGAAUUCUGUAA